Molecule: messenger RNA, 549 nt
Organism: Caenorhabditis briggsae
Lineage: Eukaryota; Metazoa; Nematoda; Chromadorea; Rhabditida; Rhabditidae
Exons: 4
Coding region: 1-549 (182 amino acids)
Source: RefSeq, a predicted model, not a curated record
AUGGAACCUUCUGAAAACGAGAAAUUGAUCAAAAAUGUCUUCAAUAACUCCUACUUUGUGAAUCACAUUUUGGACUAUGUUCUAGAGGAUUUUAUAAUCUAUAACCUGGAUUAUCGACUAGUCAACAAAACAUUCCGUCACGUCGUUGAUGGAAAAAUUCGAGAAAAGUAUAAAUCUAUGAAACUUGAAUAUGACGACGGAGCUGAGGAGAAUUCGAUCCUUACUGAAAUGCAAAGGUUGAACCCAUUUAACAUAAGAAAAGAAUUUUAUGUUAAUUCUGAAGAAGUGAAAGUAAAACAUUUGGGAAAAUUAUUUAGGUUCCUGAAAGAUGUUGCUCAAGUCAAAGUGCGAGAAAUCAGACUAAAGAAUCUAUCCAGGUUAAAUGUGACCCUUCACCGACCUCUCCAUGACAAGGUGAUUGGAAAGUUGAUUGGAAAUAACAAAUCCGAAAUUGAAACUUUUAUUGGAAUGGAUGAUAUAUGCCAUCCUGGAUGUUCGCAUUGUCUGAAAAUAGCCAAACAGUGCCCAAUAUACGGACCAGUUAACUGA